CACCCAACCGCAGGACACGGCUUGUCAGGCAAUGAAAGAUCGCCGCUGCUGUUGGACGCGUGGCAAAGUCAUAGGCGGCAGCUCAGUGCUCAAUACUAUGCUCUAUAUACGUGGAAAUCGACGCGACUUCGAUCAGUGGGCAUCUUUUGGCAAUCCUGGUUGGGCAUAUGAGGAUAUAUUGCCCUACUUCCGCAAGUCGGAGGAUCAGCGCAAUCCAUAUCUGGCGCGUAAUAAACGCUAUCAUGGCACAGGCGGACUUUGGACAGUGCAGGACUCGCCCUAUAAUACGCCACUCGGACCAGCGUUCCUGCAGGCCGGCGAGGAGAUAGGCUACGACAUUGUGGAUGUAAAUGGUGAACAACAGACUGGAUUCGCUUUUUAUCAAUUCAACAUGCGACGCGGCUCGCGUGCUUCCGCUGCUAAGAGUUUUCUGCGGCCGGCGCGUCUGCGAAAGAACUUGGAUGUGGCGCUUUUCGCACAUGUUACCAAAGUAUUGACGCAUCCGGAAACAAAACGUGCCAUCGGUGUACAAUUUAUACGGGAUGGGCGCUUGCAAACCGUUUACGCCACCCGCGAAGUCAUACUCUCCGCCGGCGCGCUCAGCUCACCGCAUUUAAUGAUGCUAUCGGGCAUUGGACCGGCCGAUGAGCUGCAACGCGUAGGCAUACCAUUGGUGCAGCACCUGUAUGGUGUGGGGCAAAAUCUGCAAGAUCACAUUGCUGUGGGUGGUAUUGCAUUCCUCAUUGAUUACCCAAUUUCGAUUGUGAUGAAGCGAAUGGUUAACAUUAACACGGCUUUGCGCUAUGCUAUCACCGAAGAUGGGCCGCUCACGUCCAGUGUUGGUUUGGAGGCUGUUGCUUUCAUCAACACAAAGUAUGCUAAUGCCAGCGACGACUGGCCCGAUAUCAGUUUCAUGAUGACCUCAGCGUCGGUUAUGUCUGACGGCGGUUCGCAGGUUAAGACCGCGCAUGGUUUAACGGACGAAUUCUACAAUGAAGUCUUUAGCGAAGUGAAUGAUCGCGACGUUUUCGGCAUUUUCCCCAUGAUGCUGCGCCCAAAGAGUCGGGGCUUUAUUAAACUGGCCUCGAAAAAUCCGCUGCGCUAUCCACUGAUUUACCACAACUACCUCACACAUCCAGACGAUGUGAACGUUUUACGCGAGGGCGUUAAGACAGCGGUCGCUAUGGGCGAGACGCAAGCAUUGAAACGCUUUGGCUCGCGGUUUUGGAGCAAACCUCUGCCGAACUGCAAGCAUCUGCCACAAUUCACCGACGAGUAUUGGGACUGCGCCAUACGCCAGUACACGAUGACCAUCUACCACAUGUCGGGCACUGCCAAAAUGGGUCCACCCAAUGAUCCAUGGGCCGUUGUUGAUCCGCAACUGAGGGUAUAUGGUGUACCAGGGCUGCGUGUAAUCGAUGCCAGCAUUAUGCCCACCAUCACCAAUGGCAACAUACAUGCGCCGGUGAUAAUGAUCGCCGAGAAGGGCGCAGAUAUGAUAAAAGAGCUGUGGCUUAGCAGUACACAGUGGCGUGCGAAGCGAAAGGUGAGGUCCGAGGUGAACCCUAUUUGCAAUAUAACCGAAGCGGUGGGGAGUACAGCGAAAAAGAGUGAAGAUUCCAGCUAGAUUCCUAGCAAUGACGGUAAAGCGGAAGAAGGACACAAGAAAGUUGAGGGCAAAAACUGAAAAAAAGUAAAUGGAUACAACUUCAAAGCGCUGUAUUUAUGCAGGUACUGAAGGAAUUGGAUUGGAUUGGUUAUUUGGCAGCGGUGUCGUAACAUUGGGGGGUGUGUAGUAUGUAUGAAAGGCGAUCAGUUUACUUCGAUAAUCCAACCGCAGCUUAUUAUUAAAUACAGAUGCUGAGUGUACAUACACUUAAUCCUCAAAAGCUUCAAUUUAGUCACUAGUUAGUUAAUUACAUCAUAAAUUUAAAUGACAUAAAUUGUACAAGAUUUUUCACCAACUAAUUUAAUUGCCUGUAUUUUCAAUCUUGCUUUGUUCUUAGUCACAACUUUUUAUUUUAACUUUAAAUAAUUUAUAUUAUUUGCGAAUUAAGUACAUACAUAAUUUUAGUUAGUGGCGAUUCAACAAAGAUUACUUGGUAAGUCAUUUUAUGCAUUGUACAUAUCGAGUCACAAUUUCGAUACCUAUAAGAUAAUGUGCUUUUAAGCCUAGUUUAUAGAUUAAUAAAUGAAACGUUUUGGAAGUAGCAUGUUUCUUUUUCAUUUAUUUGUCGUCAUUUUCUAACAAAUGAUGAUUUGCUACUCAUGAAGUACCUAGACCUUCCAUUUCUAUUUUAAAAUCUGAAAUUGACUUGUGGCUGGAAUUGACGGCUGUGGAUGGUUUGAAAUCAAAUAAUAUUUGGCUAAAUAGUUAGGGCCGAAAAAGCACACAGAAUGUGCUCCAACAUCUCUCUCUCCAGAUUGCGGCAAGUUAGAUAGCUAGAGACUUAUUUAAUUAAAAUUCUCGAAACCACCACGAUCCUUUUCUCUUCAGCAGGUCGCACAGUGG
Messenger RNA from Rhagoletis pomonella (apple maggot), 2512 nucleotides. RefSeq names its product glucose dehydrogenase [FAD, quinone]. NCBI's taxonomy places the organism in Eukaryota, Metazoa, Arthropoda, Insecta, Diptera, Tephritidae. Gene Ontology annotation, molecular function: oxidoreductase activity, acting on CH-OH group of donors; flavin adenine dinucleotide binding. The record is from RefSeq and is a predicted model, not a curated record.